Messenger RNA from Vitrella brassicaformis, 1263 nucleotides. The record is from the annotation of a GenBank genome assembly. Lineage: Eukaryota; Vitrellaceae.
UCUGUGAGCACCAUGGUUGAAAGUGCAAUAGCCGUGUCACCAUCUCACACAGAGAGAGUCUCAUCGACACACACAUGCUCCAGGGAUCAUUGUGCUGAGAGCUCAGCGAAACUCUCAGCGUCCACCGACAUACAUAGAUAAAUCAGUGUGACACACUGAACUACUCCUUCUCAGACCCUCGCUGCUGUACAAUGGAGCACAAACACACAUCUCUCUCUCUCUCUCUCUCUCUCCCUCACCCGCUCCCUUCAUUGCCAGACCACCCUUGAUUCCCUCACUCGCCAUUCAUUCAUUCCUUCAUCAGACUUGGACAGUCUCCAUUGCGUCCUGUAUCUUCUUGAACACAGUGCUGGGCUCCUCCGCCCCGUCGAUGCGCACGAGUAUGUCUUGGUAGCAGCCGAGUAUCUCGUCACAGUUGUCCUUGAACUUCUGCAGCCGCACGCGGAUUGUGUCCUCGGUGUCGUCGGACCGCUGGAUGAGCUUCGACCCAUCCACCUCGGGGCCGGGAGGGUUGGUCUUCAGGUUGUAGAUCUUCCCCGUGGCUGGAUCUGUCCGACGAUACACCACCCUGAGCCAGGCGAGAGAGAGAGAGAGAGAGAGAGAGAGAGAGAGAGAAUGGACAGACAGACAUGCAACAGGUAAAUGAUGGUUCCCUCCCUGCCUUUGUAGGUUUCUCUCACCUGUCGAUGAUGAGCUGGUCGGGCGCCUCGAGCAGCAGAAACUUGUCUGCCUGAAUGCCAGCCUCCUUGAGUGCCUCAGCCUGGCUCUUGGUCCUCGGGAAGCCGUCCAGCAGCCACCCCUCCUCCACACAGUCACCCUGCUGCAGCCGCGUGACGACGAUAGCAAUGAUGAGGUCGUCAGGCACCAGGUCGCCAGCCUCCAUGUACUCCUUGGCCUUGUUGCCCAGCUCCGUGCCCUCGUUGACAGCAGCCCGCAGGAUGUCCCCGGUGCUCAGGUGGAUGACACCGUACUGCUGCUUGAUGAAGUCGCACUGGGUGCCCUUGCCCACCCCUGGGGCGCCUGCAAUGAUGAUCUGUGGGCCGCGCAUCGAAGGCUGACCUCGCAGCGACGGUGAUGGUCGUCGCCUCGAUGCUGGCAGGCGCGGGCGGGAGGGCGGGGAGCGAAAUAGAGGGCCGGAAGAUGACGAUGAUGUCGAUGCACUGCUGUCCGAUGAACGGAACGAGGCCGCAUCCGCAGAUGCCAUGGAGAUCACCACCAACGCCGCGGCGACGAGCACCAUCUUGAGAGCGCUUUUUCCCCGCU